Molecule: messenger RNA, 2120 nt
Organism: Cynara cardunculus var. scolymus (artichoke)
Lineage: Eukaryota; Viridiplantae; Streptophyta; Magnoliopsida; Asterales; Asteraceae
Product: BTB/POZ domain-containing protein POB1-like
Exons: 6
Coding region: 121-1791 (556 amino acids)
Biological process (GO): response to red light
Cellular component (GO): nucleus
Molecular function (GO): protein binding
Source: RefSeq, a predicted model, not a curated record
UUAGAGGACGACACCUUUGACAAGCUCAGCACCGUACGUAUUUCAUUUUUCAUCUUCUUCAGCUGACCCAAUUAGGGUUUUCAAAAUCUCCAAAUUUUCCCCCAAAUCUUACUACGUAUCAUGAAGGAUUCAAAUUUGGAUCUGUUCGAUCCAAGAACUGCUGUAAUGGACGCUUCUGACUAUACCAUCGAAGUCGCCCGCGGUGACGCCGACUUCGGUUUCGCUUUCAACGAUAGCAAUUUCUCCGAUCGUAUUCUUCGUAUAGAGAUAAUUUCUGAAUCUGCUGAGACUAGAACCGAUGGGGAAGGUUGCACCAGUCUCGCUGAUUGGGAUAGGAAUCGGAAACGCCGUAGAGAAGAUAUCAAAAGAGAAAAUGCAUUCACAGCCGUAGACAUGGCUGCUGCAGGUCCAGAGGAACAAAUUCUGAAUCAGCCUGACAACAUUCCUGAUGAUGGGGACACUGAAAACCAGGAGGAGGAGGCGGCAGCAAUGAUUGAAGAACCACAAUCAGGAGAUGAAGGUGCAAAUGACGUUGAUUCAAACUGGAGUAUGGAGUGUUCAACAGUUCUGAGAGUAAAAACUUUACAUAUUAGCUCUCCAAUUUUGGCGGCAAAAAGUCCUUUUUUUUACAAGCUCUUUUCCAAUGGGAUGAGGGAGUCGGAGCAACGACAUGUAACUUUGCGGAUCAAUGCCUCUGAGGAAGCUGCCCUUAUGGAACUUCUCAACUUUAUGUACAGCAAUACCUUAACGGUGACUACUGCCCCUGCUCUGCUGGAUGUGUUGAUGGCCGCCGACAAGUUUGAGGUGGCUUCAUGCAUGAGAUAUUGCAGCCGUUCAUUGAGAAAUCUGCCUAUGACCCCCGAAUCUGCACUUCUCUAUCUCGAUCUUCCAUCCAGUGUCUUAAUGGCUGAAGCAGUUCAACCAUUGACUGAUGCAGCAAAACAAUUCCUUGCCGUUCGCUAUAAAGACAUAACCAAGUUUCAAGACGAGGUUCUAAACUUGCCUCUUGCCGGGGUCGAAGCAAUUUUGUCGAGUGAUGAUCUUCAAGUGGCAUCAGAAGAUGCAGUUUACGACUUUGUCCUCAAGUGGUCCCGGAUCCAGUACCCGAAGGUCGAGGAGCGACGCGAAAUCCUAGCGACACGGCUCGCUCAGUUCAUCCGUUUCCCUUACAUGACCUGCCGAAAGCUCAGAAAGGUCAUGGCUUGCAACGACUUCGACCACGACUUCGCACAGAAAGUCGUGGUCGAAGCCCUCUUCUUCAAAGCCGAAGCCCCACACCGACAACGCAGCCUUGCUGCCGACGAAAACCCGAACCCGAACCGUAGGUUCGUCGAACGGGCCUACAAGUACCGACCCGUGAAGGUCGUGGAGUUCGAACUGCCACGUCAGCAAUGCGUGGUGUACCUGGAUUUGAAACGUGAAGAAUGCACGAAUCUGUUUCCUUCCGGAAGAGUCUAUUCACAAGCGUUCCAUUUAGGCGGACAAGGGUUCUUUUUAUCGGCGCAUUGUAACAUGGACCAACAAAGUUCGUUUCAUUGUUUCGGUCUUUUUUUGGGGAUGCAGGAAAAAGGGUCGGUCACGUUUGCGGUGGAUUACGAGUUUGCCGCCCGAUCGAAGCCGACCGAAGAGUAUAUCAGCAAGUAUAAGGGGAAUUAUACGUUUACGGGCGGAAAAGCGGUCGGUUAUCGGAAUCUGUUUGCGAUUCCAUGGACGUCGUUUAUGGCGGAAGACAGUCUUUAUUUCAUCAACGGGAUUCUGCAUCUGCGGGCCGAACUUACGAUCAGGCAUUGAAAUCGGUUAGUUUUUACGAAGGUCUAACGUUAAAUACCGGUGACGAUGAAAUGGCUUUGAGAAAGGAAAUGUAAAUUUGGAAUCUGGAUUUUAUGUUGCUUCUUUUUUGUGAAAAAUGACGUCGUAUUUAAACAAUAUUCAAUCAAAUGUUGUUUUGCAAAGAAAAUGGUGACUUGGGAAAAAACCGUAUUUGUUAUGAUUGGUAUUGUUGAAGCCCCCGGGGUAUGAAGCUUAGUUGACAAAGGGACGGAGUGAUUUUGUCCGAAUAUAGAACAAGUUCAAGUUCGAAUCCCAUGAGAUGUGAGCUUGAAUUCCUUCUUUUGCCUAAA